Molecule: messenger RNA, 1032 nt
Organism: Rotaria sp. Silwood1
Lineage: Eukaryota; Metazoa; Rotifera; Eurotatoria; Philodinida; Philodinidae
Source: the annotation of a GenBank genome assembly
AUGCACUUAUCACAUCAGUUGGUAAUCAAUGAUCGAUCAGAAACAUUAUCAUUUGAAAGUGAAUUUAAUAGUAUUUGUUCAACUCUCUCAUCUGAUGAUGUACUUUUACUUAUUGUUAACGAGACUGGUCGAGGAUAUUUAUAUAAUGUCAAAUGUCGUAGAUUGAUUGGUAUUCAUCGUUUUGGACAUGAUGUGCGUACAAUCAAAUUUAGUCCUAAUUCCAAAUCUGUAGCUCUUUGUCGUAGUAAUCGAGAUGAAUUCUAUACUUGUCUCAGUACUGAUCAUCAAUUCAAUUUGUUUACAUUAAAAUUUAUUCUUCGUUCAUUUCAUGAUAAAACAACAUUUAUCAAUUGGAUAAGUGAUUUUCUUGUUUUGGCUGUUAUUAGUGCAGAUAGGAUAACUCAAAUAUUUAGUAUCUCUUUACUAGAUAAACUACAUCGAUUUAUAUUAGUUAGUCAUAUAAUGACAAUUUGUAAAAAUGCAAAAGUCAAUUAUUGGGCUGCUGCUAUGGAUUUAGCAUCUAUGGAAUCAAUACCAUAUAUACCUGAUGAAAAUGAUGAUCAAGAAAUUCCGACAUCAUUAAAUGGUCAUGUUGAUAGAAAUGAUGAUGAUGAUGAUAAUGAUAAUGAAGAAUUAGAUGAUGUUGUUGAACGAGAACGCAUUAAACUUUUAGCAAAAAGAAAAGGGUAAGAAUUAAUUCCCUGGUAUAAAAAUUUUAUUGGUGAAAUUAAAUUAUUAGAUAAUGAUUGUACACGUGAUUUUAUUAAUGGUGUUUGUGCUAAACUUGAUGAAAUAUCUAUUGAAAUAACUGAUUUACCAAUUCGUACUUGGAAACAACAAUAUAAAGAAAAUGUUCUUGAAGUAAUGCUUCAUCCAAAACGAAAUGAUAUUGCAUCAAGUAUUCUUGUUUAUACAGAAUAUCAUACUGAUACAACAGUUCGUUUUGUUGUUAAAUUAUUAGGAGCACAAUUAGGGAUAUUUAAUGAAUCUGGUUUUCAUAAAAGUUUUCGUUUACGAGAAACAUUAAAUUAA